AAUGGUUUUCAGUCGGAAUUUCAUCAUCGAUAAGUCUGCGUGGAAAAUGGAGCGGUAAUAGCUAAAGGAAUAACAACAGCGAAAAACGCAAAGAAAACGGCCUUUUGUCCGCUAUUUCAGCGAAUUUUUUUGUUAAAAGCAAAAAUUUACCAAACGACGACUUCUACCACUGCAACUACAUCCACUCACUACCACCAAAAUCACUAUCAAAAAUAAUAAAUACAUCCAAGCAGCAGCAGCAACGUUGACGUGAGCAGAAUUUUGUGAUGAAAAAAGUUAAUGGUCAAACAGAAUUAACUGCCACAGCGUAUACAGCUAAAGCACCAGCAGCAAAAACAACCGAAAAAAUCUUUCCCAAAUUAAUCAUAUUGAACGCAAUAGAACAUCAGGAGCUAGAAAUUUUGCAAUUUAUUCAACAUCACCAACAAGCAGCAGAGAAAAAUCAAAUUGGCGUAGUAGGGGCGUCAGCUGUAGCAGCACUUGAAACGCAGUCGGACGAAACAUUUGUUGAGUCGACCGCGGCAGAGCUAGCAGCGGCAGCGAACGCAACAGCAGUGAAAAUUUUCCAUAUUGAAAAUUUAAAUUUGCAAGAAUCACCAAAUUCUUCGCUUAAUUCAAUUGAGAUUAAUGCGGAAUCUUUUUUAUGCUACGUUAUUUGACUGUUAGUAGAACAUUGAGAAAAAGCAGAAAUUAGCUUCUCCGAACACCACCAGUUUUAGCACCAGAAAAAACAAUAGCAACACGAUUCUUGCUAGCAGUAAAAUCCAUCACUUAUUCAGCUUUAAUAGAAGCGAUCGUAAUUUCACCUGAAAUUGAGUACCAAUCUAUAAUUGAGAGACGCAGGACGUAUUCGCUAUAAACUACAAUUUAAGGACACGGUAGUUAAAAGUGGAAAAGUACCUUAAGCAAAUAGUUUGGGAAAUUUUAAAAGAAGCGUAAAUUUCCUGUACGGAUUUAAAACAUUUUGGCAAAUCAUUAUUUGCUGGUGGAAACCAGCACAACCAGGAGCAAUUACUUUGAUGACUCCAUCCACCAUUUUGAACGAACAACAACGCUUUAGUAGCAUUCACAGCUGCAGCACAGCUAAAAGUCAACGAACACCCGAACCUCUCGGCAAACGAAAAAGUUGAAGAGGAAGCAGAAGUAGCUGCAGAAGAUCGACUGACAUUCGGCGUAUAAUAAUUGGAAAAGUGAAGAAAAUUGAGGAAAGGAAGGAGGUGAAACAAAAAAAUAAGCGAAAUAAACAAAAAAUAAAACGUUUAAUAUUACAAACGUAAGCCAACAACAUAUAGGAACGACACAUUCAGGCCAGACGGAAACUGGUGUUGCAGCCAACAAGUCGAAGCGAGCCGAAGUGAUAGAUAAAAAUCCACAGACUGUGGUAUAGGCCGCGAACAACUAGGCAAGCAACUGUGUGUAGAUUAAGCAUCAAGGAAAGAAUAGUUCAGUUGUGUGUUCUUUGAACUUGUUCGGGCUUGUUGUUUUGGAAUUUUGUUUCGGAAGCAACUUGAAUAUAUACGUGUAAAUGAGUUGCUUAAUGUCAGUAUUCCAACAAGAAAAGUUCCGGCAAAAAUAAAAAUAACAAUUUCUCGAAAACUUUCAAACUGAAAUUAUAAAACUUUUGCAAUAUCAAACAAUUAAAGAAAAAGUCAGUACGAGAGAAGUGAUUUGUGCUAAUAUAAUAUACGUGCCUGAGUUUUUUUUUUUAAGCGAUUGAUUGCCACUUCAACAAAUUCCAUUUUGAAAUUCUACGCUGAUAGAAAACUACCUUCAAUAAUUAUUUUUCACCAUAUCCCGGACAAAUAUUAUAUCGCCAACUUACUACCGCAAACAAUAUAAAAUCACGUAAACACCGAAAACCGCAAACGAACAAAUUGAAGAGAGAAAAUGGUGGAACGCAUAUUAGAGGAAGAGGAGUGCAACAGCUGCACACCGUCUGCAUCUACUGUUGCCAGUGGUUCCAAUGCAAAAACGGACAACAAUGGCAAAGCUACUAAUUCUGCUGGCAGCGGCAGCGAUAGUGGUGUAGGCGGAGGUGGCACUUUCUCUACGGACACCGAUAACAGCAGUCAAUCAGGCGGCCAUAAUGAAAUCACACGCUAUAGCAGCGAAGAUGUUUCGGGCAACGAGUCCAGCGAGGCGCCGAAAAUGACGGAAAUCGAACGUCAGGCGGAACUCAAUCGCCACAAGGAGGAAAUGCAAAAGAAGCGGCGCAAGAAGAAACGCACCAGUUCCUCUUUGCAUUCGUCAACAUUUCAAGAAUUGUAUAAGCUGACGGGCGAAAUCCUUGGCGAAGGCGCUUACGCCUCUGUACAAACAUGCGUAAAUAUCUACACCGAUUUGGAGUAUGCCGUAAAGGUUAUCGAUAAAAUACCGGGACAUGCGCGUGCGCGUGUUUUUCGCGAAGUGGAGACAUUCCAUCAUUGUCAGGGACAUCCGGGCAUUUUACAAUUAAUUGAAUUCUUCGAAGAUGAUGAAAAGUUUUAUUUGGUUUUUGAAAAGAUUAAUGGCGGCCCCCUUUUGCGACGCAUUCAGGAGCAGAUUUGUUUCUCAGAACACGAGGCAGCGCAGAUUAUCAAGGAAAUUGCAUCCGGUUUGGAUUUUCUGCACAAGAAAGGCAUUGCGCAUCGUGAUCUGAAGCCGGAAAAUAUUUUAUGUGUCGAUCCGGACAAAUUAUGCCCGAUUAAGAUAUGCGAUUUCGAUUUGGGAUCGGGCAUUAAAUUCACCACAGACGUCUCAUCGCCAUCGGCAACCCCACAACUUCUAACACCAGUCGGCAGCGCAGAAUUUAUGGCGCCCGAAGUUGUUGAUCUAUUCGUUGGCGAGGCAAAUUACUAUGAUAAGCGUUGUGACCUGUGGUCACUAGGUGUUAUCGCAUAUAUUCUAUUGUGUGGCUAUCCACCAUUUUCGGGCAAUUGUGAAGAGGAUUGCGGCUGGAAUCGCGGCGAGAAUUGUCGCACCUGUCAGGAGUUGCUCUUCGAGUCCAUACAAGAAGGACGAUUUUCUUUUCCCGAGGCUGAAUGGGAGGAUGUAAGCGAGGAGGCCAAAGAUUUAAUACGUGGUCUACUUGUCAAGGAAGCGCCAAAGCGUCUAAGUGCCGAAGCAGUACUAAACCAUCCGUGGAUCAAGUAUUCGGAGGAAGAGUCUCCGAAUGAUAUUAAGAAAAUGGAGAAUCGGCGAAAGGCGCUGCGCACACCUGGCAAUAUAAGGCGCAAUCAAUCAGCGCGCGAGAUAUCCCGAUUCGCCGAGUCGGCAAUGGCUGUGAAACGCGUGAUACUACAACACUUUUCCAUGCGUUACGACUACAUGAAAGAGCGCCCGAACAUCUAUCAGCCGUCGCAAAUGCAACUGGACGCCCAGAAUGGCGGCACCGGCGCGGACAGCAACAACAGUCCGCCGAUAUUUAUAAAGCCACCACCGCCACGUAGUCGCUCGAUGAAUAAUACGCUGAGCGUCAGCAAUAAUCGUUCCAUCUAUGGCGGUCGCAAUAGCAAUCUGUAUGCCACACGCAAUUCGAGUCGUUUCGGCAACAGCAUUAAUGGCGGCAAAGCGUCGAGCAUCUACCAAUCGGGUGCACCAUCGUUCAAAACACUGAACGUACAUGAAGAGGACGACGACGAUGAGGAGGCGCUGGAAGCAUUUGGACGGCUCGAUGAAGAUGAAGAGUGGGCACAUGUAGGAGAGCAUCAGACCGGAUACUUUUCCGCCGCCAAUGAAGAAGAUUUAAAAGCGGACGUGGAGGCCAGACGUAGGCAAAUGGGGAAUAAUGCUGCAGAUGAGAGUGACUACGAGGAUUAUCCACAUCUUUGGCGUGACAUGGAUAAUGAGGAUGAGGAGUGUGACUUAGGUGUUGAGGUGGGAGAAACCAGCACAAAUAGGCCAUAUGAACAGGAUGGCGAGUGCAGUGAUAAUAAUACGCCCCAUGACUAUGACGAUUACACCAAACGUCCAAAAUACUAUCUAGAUGAUAAUAACGAAGAUAGAGAGAUAGAGCUCAAAGUGGACGAAGAUUUGGAGAACAAAAAUCGUUAUCGUCAUGGUGAUUACGGUGAUAAUGCUAUUACUAGUGAUGCGGAGGAUAGUUCCUGUGUUAGGGGUGAUGACAAACGCAGUAAGACAACAUUACUACAGGGUGCCAUGCAAAUUAAGGAGGGAGAGAGAUCAGCCGGAGCUGAAACUGCUCUCGAGUUAAGUUUUAAUAGAUUACCUAAUAAUGAGAGUAAGGUUAAUGAUGAGAACGUGGAGAACGUAGAGUGGAAGAGGAGGGGCGUUGAACAGGAGCGAAUGUUUGAAGUUAAUGAUUAUGUUAAUGUUGAUCAUAAUAAGGUUAAGGUUAAUGAUGAACUUGAAGAAAAAGUUGCAGAUGAGGCAAAUAAUUCGUUUGCAAAAGCAGAAAUUGAUGAACAUGUUUUCACAUUAGAGGAGAAAGAAAACAUCGAAAAGCAAAAUAAACAACAGCAAAUAGAUUUUGCUAACGAAACGAAAAUGAAUUUCAAUGAAAAUUCAGAAACAAAUUUCAAAACUUAUUAUAACAUCCAAGAUAAUAAUAUUGAAGCUAAUAAGAAGAAUGCUGAUAAUAAAAAUGCUAAUAACUGUAUGGUUAAUCGUAGCAGCAGCAGCAACAACAACAGCAGCGACGCAACCGGCAACAAAGCGGAUGAAUUGUUGCUGGACGCUGGACAAAACCAACUUCCAAUAAGUGAUAUUAAUGAUAUAAAAAUCACCAAUUCAAAUACAACAACAAUUGCAGUUAAUGCAACCAAAACAACUCACACCACCAACGACAACAACAAUAGUAAUGUUUCGAUUAUAGAAACAGAAGCCAAAACAAAUAUUGCAAACAAAAACAUAAUCGAUGCAGAUAAUGUUACAACAACAACAAAAGAAAAUGCUAAAUUAUUGGCUAGUAUUAGUGAUUUGAAGGAAACGCUACCUGAACUUAAUGAGACUGCAAACAUUGUUGUCGCCACGCCAUUAAACGGAGUCGCCACUGAAAAUGCAGCAUUCAAUGAAAAAAGAGGCAAAUCUGCACCGCCCGCCGGCAACACAAUCGAUGAGGAGAACGGAGAAAAAGUUGACGAUGGGCUGGCGACUUCUAAGAACGCGGUGACAACAAUGCGAACGACUUUUGGCAAUCAACAACAACAACAAACACAAAAACAGCUCAAACAGCAGCAGAAGCAGCCGCCAAAGCAAAAUCAAAAGCAGCAGCAGCUACAACAACAACACCAAUAUCAGCAACAACAACAACCACAAAAUCAAAAACAACAAACUUUGAUAAAAUCAAAGCGUUCGCCGCGCGCGAACAAACCACAGCGUAAUGUCUGCUUUGCGCUGGGCAACACCGGCGGUCGCCAUGUUGGCGGCGUUGAUGACGAUUACGAUGCAUAUCAGAACAACAAUUAUGACGCCGAGCUGGAGGAUGAUGCCGACGAGGACGAUGUCACUUACGGCAGACCACGUUCGCACAGCAACAACAUCAAUGCACCUGGUUAUGCACGUCGUCAGCAACAAUACAACAACAAUCAUCGCCGCUACUCACAACCAACAUCCGGCGGCAACAAGCAACAACAGCAGCAACAACAUUCGUCCGGACAAAAAGCCGAAAAUUGGCGCAACCGCGGCGGUAUUCUAAUAAAUGGCAACAAUGCCGGCAACGGCAACGGAGACACAUCGAACAACAGCUCCGGUUUAAGUGCCACGGUAGCAGCAAAUAAUUACCGCAAUAAGUAUCGCUCACAAGGUGGCAACAAUUCGCCUGGCUGGAAUGUGGGUGGCGGCGCUCAACGCAAUGGCGGCCACUACUACAACGCACGCUCCGGCGGUGGCAGUUACAGUCACGUCGGCGUAAGUGGCGCCUCGCCACCAUCCGAUGACAGUGGCAGCGGUUCGGCAGGUGCCAUACACAACUGGCGUAAUGAUUGCAUCUACACGGGCGCACGUAAUUGUGGCAUGCAACAACGACGCAGCUACCAGCAUCCCACACAGCCGCGCUAUUCGCCACCCACACACGAUGGCAACGGCGGCAGCAUUAUGCGCGCACAAUACAACCGAAACAAUCAACAACAGCCGCGCAUCGGCUCAGGACGUUUCACGCAUUCACCAACCGGCAGUAUGUAUGUGCCGCAGUCGCGCGGCAGUGCCGUCAGCGGCAUAUACAAUAGCGGCAACGGUUUUGGUUUGGGAGGUGGCGGCGUCGGCAGUGGUUCACCACCAUCACCCGGUGAGCUGGGCAUUGGACUCUCACCGCCGAGCGAGAGUUUGUUAAUGCAGCGACGUAUGCAUGUAGUAGCAGGCGCUGGGCAGCAUCAUCGCAAUAAUGACUUCGGUGUGGGCGAUUUCUGCCAAUCGGCAACAGCUAACGGUUAAUAAGCGAAAAGUUUACAACAUUCACAUCCAUCAAAACACACACAUAUAUUAUACACGAAACAAAACUUCAUUCAUACAAAGUGGGGCACGAAACGCUCGUUUCACGAACGUUUUGUUGUUCUCAAAACGAAACCAACUCGAUUUCAUUUAUGUAUACUUAUUCAAAAAUCUAAACACUAUGUAACUGUAGGUGUGUCUGUGUGAGUGCAACAAGUGCGAAAAGCGUCUUUGUUAAGUUAAAGUGUGGCAACUAGUAACGGGUGAUUUUUUUGAGGUUAGGAUUUUCAUGCAUUAGUAUUUGACAGAUCACGUGGGAUUUCAGACAUGGUGUCAAAGAGAAAGAUGCUCAGUAUGCUUUGACAUUUCAUCAUGAAUAGACUUACUAACGAGCAACGCUUGCAAAUCAUUGAAUUUUAUUACCAAAAUCAGUGUUCGGUUCGAAAUGUGUUUCGCGCUUUACGUCCGAUGUAUGGUCUACAUAAUCGACCAAGUGAGCAAACAAUUAAUGCGAUUGUGACCAAGUUUCGCACUCAGUUUACUUUAUUAACUUUAAAAGUUAUCAAGCUCUUAAAAAAUCACCCUUUACAUUAUAAGCGAAAGGCGACGGCUCGUCUCUUUGAAAACUUUCUAACCGCCCGCAAUUACUGCUUGAUUGUAAAUUCUCUACUAUCGAUAGUGUUGCCCUCACUACACUUAAAAAGCUGUAAUUCAUGCGCAUGCUGUAACACCUCGCACCCUUUUUGCGCUCACACAUGCACCCACACCAAAAUUCUGAACCUCUUCGGUUUCAAGUAGCACUUAUGUAUUUCAAAAUCUACGAAAAAAAAACAUAUUUUUUGUACUACUCGUAAUAAUUUAAUUUUCUCUUUUGUGUAACGGUUUGAGUGAUUGUUGAGCGUGUUAUUCUCCAAAGCGCGCUUGUCAUGCACUUCGUUUAUAGUUAAAGCCUAGCCUUGCGUAAAAGGCAACGAAAGCUCUAAGGCAUGCGUCAACUCAAAAUUGUAUGAAAUUCGUUGCGAUAUUUUGCCAAUAGUUAAAGCUUACUUUUUCCAGAUUUUAAUUAUUCACAAUUAUUUUAAAUAACUUUCCUGAAUAUUUUUUUCCACGAAUACGGUAUCUCUUAUCUGCCGCGCUCAACAUCACGCUUUCCGAAAUUCCAAAUACACAUAAUUUAGUUGUAAUUACUUCACUAAUACUAUUAGCUCAAAAUUUUGUCUUAUUUUCUGAUACAAAUGUUUAUUUUCCAAUGUGUUUAAUUUUUUUUUAUAUAUACCUUAUAUUAUUUCAAAGACUUUUCGUAACGACUGUUAAAUGUAAACAAAACAAAAAAAAAACAACAACAAAAAAGAAACGCAAACACCAGAGCAAACACAAAAGAAGCAAAGCACACAUGUCAAGUUUGUUGUAAGAUGAUUUAAUAAGGAUGUUGAUGUUAAAUAUGGCUGUUACGAUGGAAAAACAAUGGCUUUUUGGCUCGCUUAUGUAAUGUGUAUUAUGAACGAAAAUGAAAAUAUACAAAAUAAAUGUUCAUAUGUACGAACACCACACACUCAACACAUCUGCCACUGUGCACACUUACUUUUCUUACAUAAUACACAUACACAAAACAUACACACACACACGUACAUAACCAAAACGCAGAAAAAAACGAAGCAAAAAAAAAUUUUGGUAUGACAGUGAAAAAGCGAAGAAAAAACACACACACAUCGUACAAUCCAAAAAGUCGUUCACUUUUUUUUAUAAAAAAAGAUAUGAUAAUUCAUAUAAUUUUUAAUAAUUAUAAAACAAAACUUUUUUGCAUAAAACAAAAUCAUAAAAAAAACAGCACUGAGUUUGAUUCUUUAAUAUUUACUGUUAACUUUACUCUUGUUACGUAACAGAAAGUGGAGGCUUGCGAAGAGCAAAAAUUGCAAAUUACAGUUGUGUUGGCAUUAAUAGCAAGCAGCAACUGCAACUAUAAUAUACACCAAUUUUAACUCACGGCAAUUUUUGCGUUUGCAUAUUAAAAUAUAUACAUAAAUACUAUAUCUAUAUACUUUCGUUCUAAAAUUUAUUAAAAAAAAACAAUGAAAUUGGUAAAAAAAAAUAAUAAAAACUAUUUGUAACUUCCCGUCCCAGACGUGUAGGCAUUGAAGGUUUAAGUAAAAACAAAAACAAAAAACAAGGUUGAGCACAGCAUUUUCCCUAAUAAUUUGCGUUAUGCCAAGAGUUGAGCGUCUAACCGUACAUUUAUUUACAGUAAAAAGUAUGUAAAUGCUAAUUUUGAGGUUAAAAAAUAGCUGAACUUGCGCUAAUCUUCACUCUUAGUUGUUCCGAAAAGAUUAGCCGCUAGAUUUCAGUGUGAAUAAUCCUAUUCCCACAACAGCCUUUUUACGCUGUUGUUUCGGUGGUCUAACCUAUCUAUUGACAAUGUCAAGUGAGUUUUUGCGACUGUCGGAAAACUAUCACGGCUUAAUUUUACGAUUUAUGUACACAAAUUCGAUUAAUUAACGAAAAUAAUUUUCAAAAAACUGAACUUAUUAUUUAUUGAUUAAAAAAAAAGGUCGAGGAACACAUUUUAUCGCAAUUUUUGAUUCUCUAAAAAUGCGUAGCAUACUUUUGGGCGGUCUACUUCGAAAGUACCAGUUGCAGUUACUUUUUAAGUACUUUACGUCAUACUAGCUAAAAGCGGCUUUUAGAAUACUCAAGCCUGUGACCUGUGUGAUAUGCUAUUAUUUCGUACAAAUUUUUAAAUAAACACAGCAUUUUAGGCGUUUGAACCGUGCUAGUAUCUUCAAACUGUAGUAUGUACAGUUGGUUAAUCUUAUUUUGUGAUAUACAGUAAAGAAUGCGAACGAGAAGAGCUAAUUUGGUUGAAUAAAUAAUUUUUGAAAUCUUGAUUUUAUAAGAAAUUCUUUAUUUUUUCUUAAAGGGUAAUGUGUACGUUUUGUAAUUAUAAAGAGGAAUUGCGCUUAGUUCAGCGUGCUGAACACUUAUAUAUAUAAUAUAGUAAGCUUUUAGGCGCUCAAAUUCAUAUUAUAUUGAAAUUCUUAAUAAUUUAUUGCCUACUCUUAGGCGCUCUCAAAUAAUUUGUAAAGGAAACUCGCCGGCUACUUAUAUUUGUUAUUCCACCGGUCUAUCCGCAGCGAUCUCAAAGAGCGCCAAACGUAACAAUAACGGUAGUUUGUGUUUAGUUGGCAUACACGGUUAAUAUUUAUAUUAAAGCAGCCUACUUAGCAGAUAAAAUUGCAAAAGUUAAGUGAUAAAAAUUGGUUACUUUAAAAAUUAAAGAAAAAAAAAAAAUACGAAAACAAAAAGAAAAACCCUUGUUUUAUAUGAGAAAAGCGUAGAAAUACUUAUAUUGCGCUCAAUUUUUGAUGCCAAAGUUGUUGUAUUUGAAUCAUGAGCGUACAGAAGAACUGGGCAGCAAAGCAAGUCAUGAACACGGUUGGUUCAGUUAAACGAGCACACACCCACCCACAAACAAGUGUGGCUGGCUUAGAAACAAAAUUGAAAGUGAAUGAACCGGCGACCCUUUCGUAGCUUGCGUCUGCCUUGGUUUUUCUUAUUGGAAAAUAUUAUAUUUAUUUUAUAAAUGUAUUAGACUUAUACUCUUACACAUUUUCUGUUACGAAAAAACAAAAACAAAAAAAUGUUGAAUAUUUCGAACUGUCGAAAGUAAAUAUUAUGCAAAGAAAAAGUGCAAAAAACGAAGCGAUGUUGCUACAUAUUGUAGUAAAGCGCGCGAGAAAAUUCCAAUUAAGCAUAAACCAACAACAUACAUACAUACAAAUAUAACAACGUACAUACAUUUAUACGACAUACAUACAUACAUAACAAACUUACGAACAUUUAUACUACAUAAAUACAUACAUACAUAACAAGAAACAUUUAGUACACACCGCGCUGACACUUAUCACUAUUACAAAAACAAAAACACAUACAAAAAAACUCAAAUUAUAAAAGUAAAAAACAAAAAAAAAACAAACCAAACUCCCUCUCAAAACAAACAUUUUUAUAUAAACUAUAUAUAUUUUUGCAACUCAGUGAGAAGAAGAAGAGAAAGAUAAUGAUGAUAAAGAAUAGCUGGAGAUAAUGACCCAAAGCGGUAGGCGAAAGUAGUUCUAGCGAGCGUGUUAGAGGCGAGCGAAGCGAAAAUUUAGUAUGUAUGCUAAGUACAUUUGAUAAGAAUCGAAAGCUGAUUGAGAGCACUGAAUCUAUGUACGUAUGUAAUAACGCUACAUUAUGCAACUUUGUCAAAAAAAAAAAACAAAAAAAAAAAAUUAAAA
Bactrocera dorsalis (oriental fruit fly) is the source of this 10637-nucleotide messenger RNA. RefSeq names its product probable serine/threonine-protein kinase MARK-A (gene Lk6). Gene Ontology annotation, biological process: protein autophosphorylation; peptidyl-serine phosphorylation; intracellular signal transduction. NCBI's taxonomy places the organism in Eukaryota, Metazoa, Arthropoda, Insecta, Diptera, Tephritidae. Gene Ontology annotation, cellular component: cytoplasm; nucleus. The transcript is spliced from 7 exons. The record is from RefSeq and is a predicted model, not a curated record. Gene Ontology annotation, molecular function: calcium-dependent protein serine/threonine kinase activity; calcium/calmodulin-dependent protein kinase activity; ATP binding. The coding region runs from base 1888 to 6369 and encodes 1493 amino acids.